AUGCAGAACGAAGUGAAAAAAUACGCCUGGUUACUUCGACACNUUGCGGGCUCGCUGCAUCCCAUUACGGGCUCGCUGCAUCCCAUUACGGGCUCGCUGCAUCCCAUUACGGGCUCGCUGCAUCCCAUUACGGGCUCGCUGCAUCCCAUUACGGGCUCGCUGCAUCCCAUUACGGGCUCGCUGCAUCCCAUUACGGGCUCGCUGCAUCCCAUUACGGGCUCGCUGCAUCCCAUUACGGGCUCGCUGCAUCCCAUUACGGGCUCGCUGCAUCCCAUUACGGGCUCGCUGCAUCCCAUUACGGGCUCGCUGCAUCCCAUUACGGGCUCGCUGCAUCCCAUUACGGGCUCGCUGCAUCCCAUUACGGGCUCGCUGCAUCCCAUUACGGGCUCGCUGCAUCCCAUUACGGGCUCGCUGCAUCCCAUUACGGGCUCGCUGCAUCCCAUUACGGGCUCGCUGCAUCCCAUUACGGGCUCGCUGCAUCCCAUUACGGGCUCGCUGCAUCCCAUUACGGGCUCGCUGCAUCCCAUUACGGGCUCGCUGCAUCCCAUUACGGGCUCGCUGCAUCCCAUUACGGGCUCGCUGCAUCCCAUUACGGGCUCGCUGCAUCCCAUUACGGGCUCGCUGCAUCCCAUUACGGGCUCGCUGCAUCCCAUUACGGGCUCGCUGCAUCCCAUUACGGGCUCGCUGCAUCCCAUUACGGGCUCGCUGCAUCCCAUUACGGGCUCGCUGCAUCCCAUUACGGGCUCGCUGCAUCCCAUUACGGGCUCGCUGCAUCCCAUUACGGGCUCGCUGCAUCCCAUUACGGGCUCGCUGCAUCCCAUUACGGGCUCGCUGCAUCCCAUUACGGGCUCGCUGCAUCCCAUUACGGGCUCGCUGCAUCCCAUUACGGGCUCGCUGCAUCCCAUUACGGGCUCGCUGCAUCCCAUUACGGGCUCGCUGCAUCCCAUUACGGGCUCGCUGCAUCCCAUUACGGGCUCGCUGCAUCCCAUUACGGGCUCGCUGCAUCCCAUUACGGGCUCGCUGCAUCCCAUUACGGGCUCGCUGCAUCCCAUUACGGGCUCGCUGCAUCCCAUUGCGGGCUCGCUGCAUCCCAUUACGGGCUCGCUGCAUCCCAUUACGGGCUCGCUGCAUCCCAUUGCGGGUUCGCUGCAUCCCAUUGCGGGUUCGCUGCAUCCCAUUGCGAACUUUAUGCUCCCCAUUACAGUCUGCGAUGACUGUAGUGUUAACACAGUCUACGAUGAUGGUAGUGUUAACACAGUCUACGAUGAUGGUGGUGUUAACACAGUGUACGAUGACGGUGGUGUUAACACAGUCUACGAUGAUGGUGGUGUUAACACAGUCUACGAUGAUGGUGGUGUUAACACAGUNGCAUUACUGGUGCACCGCUGCUGCAUUACUGGUGCACCGCUGCUGCAUUACUGGUGCACCGCUGCUGCAUUACUGGUGCACCGCUGCUGCAUUACUGGUCGCCCCAUGACCUUGAACGACUCCGCCAGCGUGCGGCGGUGGUGGCUGUUCCUGUUGGUCGCCUGCGCGGUGCUGUUGCUUCUUCCCGGCGCCCUCGCACGUCCAGUGAGCACCCGCAGCUACGGGGACGACGCAUACGAUGCGGAGUCGUCGUUGAUGGUAGUACACGUAGUGUCAGGGAGCACCGCGCGUCUGCCGUGCGACUCGCGGCCGCUGCACGCGCAGGACGCGGCGCGUCUGGUGCUGUGGUAUGGCCACGACCACACCAAGCCGCUGCUCAGUUACGACAGCAGAACUCGAGUCCGCAGAAAGCAAGCGGAUCUGUUCAACAAUACUGACUAUAAAUCUUUCAAACUCGACACUUUUCACUCCGAAAAAAGUGUCUACUCACAAUACAGACGUAAUGCAAACACAAAAGCUGAUUACGCUGACCAAAGUUUAAAAAAUAAUAAAUUUGAGAGUGUGGCAGUAAAGACAUCUCUCACACCCGAGUAUUCAAAUCAAUUUCUAACCCCAUUAUCAAAACCUUCCGACUCGCCUUUGAAUAAUUUUGAUAUUUUUUCACCUCGGCGCGUCCGUCGGUCGAUUAGUCACUUUAGAUUAGGUGUCGGUCCAGAAACGCAAUUUUAUAAUUUGAGGUCAUUUUUAGACUCCAGCUCAUCACGUUCAUUUUUAGACUCCAGCUCAUCACGUUCAUUUUUCUACCACAAUUCAACAAAAUUUUUCUCCCCGCUUUCUUCCAUGCCUUUAGCUCAACCCACAUUUAUACCUAUAUUAUCAGACUCAACAUCUGCACCAUAUUAUUCACAACUCUUUCCAAAACAUCUAAAUUCUCCCACCUCAGUCAAUGCUACUCUCUCUAAGUAUUCUCUCCGACAACCCUCACACACCACGCAUCUCAGUCUCGAGAGGGAGGGGGCGGUGUUGGUUCUACGUGACGUCACUCUCAAGGAUCAAGGAGACUAUCGCUGCGUAGUGCACUACCGCACCAGCCCCGUACAGGCCAGGCGACUCCGUUUCCAUGUCCACAACCAAGUCCACACCGUGACGCUGCUGCACGACAACGGCGAGGCCGUGGGGCGCGCGCUCAAGCCGUUCUCUGAAGGGCAUCGUCUGAGCAUCACGUGCCGAGCUCUGGCGGGUAGUGAUCUUGAGAGGCUUGUAUGGCUGAUAGACGGCGAGCUGUUGCAGUCUUCGUGGUCGCAGCCUCAGCCACACGUUGCUGUGAGUCGCCUGACGCUGGCGCUGAAGGCGGCCUACGACGGCCGGCAGCUCACGUGUCGCGUCGCCAGCAGGCAACCCGCACGACGCAAGGCGCUGCCUCACGAAAAUGAGCGCUCCUGGGCGUUAAAAAACGCUACCGAUGCGGAGUGGUUAUCAGGCUAUCCGGACCACGAGCUCACCAAUGAGUACCCAAAUGCCGCGGCAACCACUUACUUUAAUUUGAAAAAUUUGACGAGCAACGGAAUUUCGUCUAAAAAAGCAGCAGAAUUCCCUGCAAGCGGCAAGAAGCGGCACAAAAACCGCGUCAAAAAUUCCCAGUCAAAGCAACUCGUGAUCGUCGAGGCAUCGGUUCUGAUCAGCGUAUUGGCGGUGCCUGAGACGGUGCUGGAGGUGGAGGGUGGAGGGGGAGGAGUGAGGGUGGAGGUGGAGGAGGGCAAUAAGCUGGUGCUGCGAUGCAAGAUUUCCGCCAAACCUCCGCCAGAUUACGUCGCUUUCCUCCUGAACGGGCGGGUUGUGCACAAGAAAAAACUUGCUGACAAGGAAGUUCUGAAGCACGCGUCCUCAUCAAAACAAAAUGAAAAUAUUCCCAAAAUUCUGAGUGAAGCGAGCGGCCUCUUCACUUCCGGGAAGCGCCACACGAGGAGCCGCAGCCGCUCUUCUAGUGAAGAGAUGAUUUCUUCGCUACAAUAUUUCUUAGCACACUUUCCUCAAUUUGGUUUUGAUGAUAGAAAGCCGGAAAAAUUAAAGCUUUCGAGAGCGGAUUGUGACAAGAAUGCCCAAAAAAGUAACAUUAUUGACGACAAGGAGCAACUGCAGGCCGAUGAAAUCAUACCAAAAAGUACAAAACUCAGUCCAGUUAUGCGCUCAGGAAGUGAUGAAGCGGAGCACAAAAAUUCGCGUGCAAAAUUCCGAAAAUUUCUUGAAAAAGAAGACUCGGAAUACCUGCAGUCCCUAACUUUAAAAAAUCCUAAGCCUUUUUUGUCGAGCGAAGAGGAAUUAAAAAAUGCGUUACAUGAGAAGCUCUCAGAGAAAAUAGAUGAUCUAAAGGAGAUGAAGGUUGAUUUUGUGGUGGCCGAGGCGACGGCCGCGACUGGCGGGCUGUACACUUGCGUGGCCAGCAACAGCGAGGGCGAUGGACAGAGCAACGCUGUGCUGGUCUCCAUCACUCAUGCCCCGCGCUGUUCAUCCUCAAGUCAUCAAGAACUAAGGGCAUCUGUGGGCACCAUUCUCCACUGCCCCAUCACGGCAAAUCCUCCUGCUACGGGCAUCAUCUGGGUACGCACCGGUGCCUUUAGUUCUCACAGUCCCGCUGGGAUGAAAGACUCGCCGGGGCAACCCAGUGCUGCCGCUCCAGAGACUUCCACGCAAAAAUCUAACGUCCGUCUAGAAACCUACAAUCCUGAUUAUUUUAAUCCCGAUAGCCGAAGUAAAACAGCCUCCGAAAACUCGAUUGAAGAUUUUGUUACCGAUACCACUGGAAAUGCGACAAUUAAUUUCGCCACUUCGGAGACUGCCGAUGUUGGCCGUAAGAACUCAAGCUCUUACAAUUUCAUCGUUGCUCCAGCGGUAUUGGGUACAACAAGCAGUCACGAUCUCAAGUUAACGGCAAAAAUGAUCGAAUCGUUGAAAAUCAGUAGAAUGAAAACUGCUGCUUCGAAAAAUUUGGAACCAGAAGACCUGAUGGAUAUACCUUCAAAUAAAUUUGUAGCCAAGUCGAAAGUUGACGAAAAAGUCGUUGAAAAUGUUGACAGGAACAAACAAUUUUCAGCGUACGACUCUUCGAACCGACUAGGAAGAGCCACUCUAGACUCAGCUUGGACUGAAAAUAAAUUAAAUACGAGUACACUUUACACUGCAAACUCGGGACAAUCUCUCGUCGGGACGAGUCACUCUGAAGCCCGCGAGUCUGCACCCAAGGCCGCGCCCCUCGGCACCGCAGACGCCGGCCACGCCGACGCUGUCGAGGUUGCCUGCUACGCCAUCAACUCGCGGGGCUACAGCCCCCAGCCGUGCUACUUCACGCUCCUCAUGUCAGAGCAACCGCCUCCACCCUCAGACUGCUCGGCCACUUCCAGAAGCGCCACGUGGUUGACGGUCACCUGCUCACCCCCGCUCCCCUCAUCUACCCUCACCACGCUGCAGCUUUGGUCGCCAACGGGCCAUCUUGUACGAAAUAUCUCGUCAGAGGACGCUAAUUUUGACGUGCGUGACCUACCGCCUUCGUCUGCCCUGCAGCUUCGUUUGUUUUCCACGUCUUCAACUGGCCUCUUGUCUUCGCCGGUGCUACUGCAGGCGAUCUUGUUGCCAGAGGAUACGACAGAGGACUACACAUCCUCUACUACCACCGACCCUCCAGUUGCAGCGUCCCUGCUUCCUCUACCAACGUCAAUGCCUCCUGUUGUUCUACCUUUACCUUCCUACCAACCAUCUAGCAUCAUUCUGGUACUGAUGCUGAGUGUGGUUGUGGCGACAUCUCUGGUGAUGAUAUUGUGUGGUGCCGCUAAACUAUUGCGUUGCAAUCGACACCACAAUCACCAAUCAAGUAUUGCAAAUCAGACAUCAGAAGCCACCACCUACGAGUCGAGACAGUCUGAGUGUGGCAGCGAAGACGUAUCAACUCCUAAUGAUGGUUAUCAGAAAAUGUAUGCGGUUCGCAAUCUCUCUGCUACAGAUAAAACAAAUUUACAAAUUUUAUGUUCAACUCCUGGCGCAGUGCAGCCAAUAGAGUUGAAUCGCGAGACUAUUUUCAGCGGAGCACAUCCCCAUGAAUUUGGCCGUCGUGUCAGUGAUGAGGCAUCAGCUUUGCCAGAAUAUAACUAUUUGCAAGAUUAUUCUACUCGGUUGGCGUCUGCGGCUCAAGUAGAAGCCAUGAUUGGGGGAAGGCAAAUGCCUGUAUGUUGUAAAGCCUACUCAUUUAUUCAAGAAAAUUUCGACGAUGUUAGAAAUCCCUGCCGCUCCGAAGCCACAGGAGAAGAGAGUCCGCCCACUGAAGAUGAUGAAGGCGAUCGUAGAGCAAACAGCGCACUCAAAAAUUGCGAUAUUAUUUUGAAAAAAGUAGUCAUUAAAGAUAAUAACUACACUGGAGUCGGCCUUGACGGUUGUAGAAUGAAUGCCUCCAGCUGUGCCAUAGAACAAAUUCAUGGAUAUUCACACAGUGAUGGAGCCAGUUUGAAGGUUGGUACGAAUUCUAUCAAGUGUACAGAAGUGAAGGUUAAUAUGCCUACCAUCCAACAUAGCCUCUGUGAAAACGAUUCAGUUGAUGGAUUGACAGCAGAUAACAAUCCGGAUUACCCAAUAGAAGACGCGAAAUUUAUAUCAACUCUUCCGGUAAAACUUCGGUCGAAGUUAGACGAUAAGCUCUUGGAUAACCGGAAGAGUCGCACGGCUUUUUUGCCUGCGACAAACAAGUUGUUCGCUGAGGCGGACAGGCGACCCGAUCAAAAUAUAAAAACUUAUAGAAAUGAACCUAUCUCUCAAGUUGUGCAUCUGGGGUUCAAAGCAGGAACAAUGGAAGGAGGUUCUGCAGCUUCCCUAUACGCUCGGGACGUGGAGAGGAUAUUUGCAGCAGCCGACACCGAAGGUCAGCUCUGCGCCGAAUCGGCGGAGCUAUUCUUUUCAGCUGGGAAGAGAAGUGAAGAAGCCGCAGCUGCAAAUUUCUAUUAAAAAUAAUGGACGUCCCAACCUCGGCUACUUACAUUCGCCGACCAUCACUCGCCCAAGAUGUCUAGCCGGCAUAGAAUUAUACAUCGCUCUCAAACCGUUCAAGAGGAAGAGUCAAUAUUAAUGUUGAGCUCCCAAGUUGGACCAGCACCGCAAGAAGUACACGACAAUUGCCCCAAGUCCUCGAUUGGUCCGCUGGGAAAAGAAGCAUAAAGGCAUUAAUACAUUCAAAUCGCACAUAAACACAUGAAUAGCUUGGCCAUAACUGCUUGGAUACACAAUCACCAACUGCCAGUUGGCUGCUCACCCUCAACUGCCAGAUGUAUUAUCUUACCGGGGCAGCUGAGGCCCGGCCAUUUGCUGCCACUGGUCGGUGCUGCAGACGAGGGGCACCGCGUGGUAGCUGAGACGCGCCGCGCCGCCCAUGACGACCACGUCCCCAGACCGCAGCGCGAGUGCGGACGGCGGUACACUUUUGUCUCGUCCGCCGAUUAGGAACACACAUGGACGUCCAAGACUGGAAAUAUAAAGAUGACAUAUAUACGUUAUUUAUUUUACACUACCGUGUGUCAACAUUGCUAUAACGGGAAGGGUUACG
Messenger RNA from Hyalella azteca, 6949 nucleotides. RefSeq lists its product as uncharacterized. The record is from RefSeq and is a predicted model, not a curated record. Lineage: Eukaryota; Metazoa; Arthropoda; Malacostraca; Amphipoda; Hyalellidae. The transcript is spliced from 18 exons. Bases 1 to 6354 code for a protein of 2117 amino acids. Gene Ontology annotation, molecular function: protein binding.